AAUGAAACAGAUAUGAGAUUGAAUUUAGUAAUAACUUAGAUGAAUUGGCUUCUAAUGAAUCUUUUGGUAUAUAUGAAUUUUAAAUUUUAGCUGAUGAAUGCAUGCCUUAAUGUGCUUAAUGUACUGACUCUUUAUCUUGUAGUUCUUGUUUUAAAGGCAAGUAUUUAGAAGGAGGAAAUUGUUCUAACUGUAUUUCACAAUGCGAAUAAUGUAGUAAUGGGACUUCUUGUGAUUUAUGCAAAAGUGGAUUUUUGUAUAAUGAUUUUUAAUGUGUUUCGGCCUGUCCAAAUAAUAAAUAUGUAGAUAAUAUAAAAAGAACUUGUAAUGAUUGUAAUAUUAAAUGUAAAACUUGUUCUAAUGCAACUGAUUGUGACAGUUGCUUUUUGAAUAGAGAAUUACCUGGUUGUGGAUGUCCUGCUCAUAAUUAUGAUAAUUUGAAUUACUAAUAAGCUUGUUUUGCAUGUUCUGAUAUAUCUGAUGGAUGCUCUACUUGUGAUGAUAGGACUUGCUAAGUAUGUCUAGCGCCACGUUUUUUAAAUGAAAAUUCAUGUUUAAUUAAUUGUCCUGCAGGCAAAUGGGGAAAUACGGCAAAUAAAUAAUGUACAGAUUGUUUAGCUAAAUGUGAAACCUGCUCUAAUGCUACUGAUUGUGAUACUUGCUUUUCGAAUAGAGUUACACCUGGUUGUGGAUGUCCUAUUUAUCAUUACGAUAAUUAGGAUUAUUAAUAAGCUUGUUUUGCAUGUUCUAAUAUAUCUGAUGGAUGUUCUACUUGUAAUGAUAGGACUUGCUAAGAAUGUCUAGCGCCACGUUUUUUAAAUGAUAAUACAUGUUUAAAUGUUUGUCCUUCAGGUAAGUGGGGAAACACGGCAACCAGAUAAUGUACAGCUUGCUAAGCUAAAUGUGUAACUUGUUCUAAUGACAAUACUUGUGACACUUGCUUUGAGAAUAGAGUUCCUUAAUAAUGUAAUUGUCCUUAAUAUUCAUAUGAUCCUAAUGCUUUCAAUUAAGCUUGUACUAUGUGUUCUACUUUUUCAACUGGAUGUGCUACAUGCAAUGCAACUGAAUGUCUUACAU
Ichthyophthirius multifiliis is the source of this 1074-nucleotide messenger RNA. Its product is annotated as leishmanolysin family protein, putative. The transcript has a single exon. NCBI's taxonomy places the organism in Eukaryota, Ciliophora, Oligohymenophorea, Hymenostomatida. The record is from RefSeq and is a predicted model, not a curated record. The annotation marks the transcript as partial.